AUGGCAGCACCGCAAACAUACAAAGCCUACCGCCGCAGCAAAGGGGGCAUCCCGAAAACCCUCGAGCUGACAACCGAGGAGCUUCCGCUGACGUUGGGUGCUGACCAAGUCCUCAUUAAAAUCCAUGCCGUCUCUCUAAACUAUAGAGAUAUAGCAAUGCUGCACGGAACAUACCCUGUGGAAUAUCUUGACGAAGGAAUUCCCGUUUCGGACUGUGCUGGUGAAGUGAUUUCAGUCGGUUCUGGAGUCCACGAUUUCAAGGUUGGAAACCAUGUCACGCCCAUUUUUGAUCUGAAUAACUUCACCGGUACGGAAGAUGAGAGGAAUUGUCUUGGUGGGGAGGCUGAAGGUGUGCUUAGAGAGUAUGCCGUUUUCCACCAAAAUGUUCUUCUGCACGUGCCCGAGUAUCUUUCUUGGGAGGAGGCAGCAUGUCUUGCAUGCGCUGGUGUGACGGCAUGGACGGCUCUGGAUAUGCCUCGAUCAAAAGGAACGGCUCUGCUCCAGGGCACCGGCGGAGUCAGCAUGUUCGCCUUAUUGAUCUGCCUGGCUGCCGGGAUUCGGCCGAUCGUGACAUCUUCCUCCGACGAGAAGCUGGAAGCCGCAAAAUCAUUCGGUAGCCCGGGUUCCAUCGAUACCAUCAACUAUCGAACCCACCCGGAAUGGGAUGAGGAAGUUCUUCGUCUUACAAAUGGGCGCGGUGUAGAUGUCGUGAUUGAAAAUGGUGGUCCGAAUACCGCCACCAAAAGCCUGGCUUCGAUCGCGCGAAGAGGCGUUGUUUCGUUGGUUGGAUUUCUGGGCGGAUUAUCUGCCAGUACUCCGCCAGACCUAUUUUUGCCGGCACUGCGUAAAAGGGGGAUUUCCGUCGGGUCGAAGGUUGAUGAGAAGAAUUUGUGCGAUUUUCUGUCGGAGAAAGAGAUUAAUUUGAAGGGGAUUUUGGAUCAGAAGGUUUUCUCUUUUGAAGAGUCGCAGGAUGCAUUUGACUAUCUGUAUUCUGGAAAACACUUCGGCAAGGUCAUCAUCAAGUUCUAA
Penicillium cosmopolitanum is the source of this 1029-nucleotide messenger RNA. Its product is annotated as zinc-dependent alcohol dehydrogenase family protein. Gene Ontology annotation, molecular function: oxidoreductase activity. Bases 1 to 1029 code for a protein of 342 amino acids. NCBI's taxonomy places the organism in Eukaryota, Fungi, Ascomycota, Eurotiomycetes, Eurotiales, Aspergillaceae. The record is from RefSeq and is a predicted model, not a curated record. The transcript is spliced from 4 exons.